CAUAAUUGCUCCUUCUGACUCCGCUAUUACUCCCCAUCUAAAUACCCCUCAUCCAACUUUGCUCUCUACAGUAUUCUCCGCAUUCAUCCACCCUCCAAAAGAGACUUCUCAACCUUCACUUAAUCCACGCGAGCUUUGAUUGGUCCCGUCACCAUGCCCAAGCUCUUCGUCACCGGCGCAACCGGCUACAUAGGCGGCGAUGCCCUCUACGCCAUCGCGCACGCGCACCCCGACUACUCUAUCACCGCCCUCGUCCGCAACAGCGAGAAAGGCGCAAAGGUCGCCUCGCAAUACGCGUCCAUCCGGCUCGUCUAUGGAGAUCUCGACAGUACCGACCUGAUCACCGAAGAGGCCUCUAAAGCAGACAUAGUCUGCCACUGGGCCAAUGCCAACCACCGAGCCGCUGCGACCGCGAUAAUCGCUGGUCUAGCGAAGAAGCCAGCGGGCGAGAAAGGAUUCUUCAUCCACACUUCCGGGACUGGGAUUUUGAUGAUUGGGGAUAUCGAGAAGGGAACGUAUGGGAUAAGAAGCGAGAAGGUGUUUGAUGACUGGGAUGGCAUAAAGGAGAUCACCAGCUUCCCGGACGCGGCGCCGCAUAGGAAUGUGGAUAAGAUUGUUCUGGCGGCUGGCGAGCAGCAUCCUGGGAAAGUCUUCACGGCGAUCGUGUGCUCGCCGACGAUAUAUGGGCCUGGUCGCGGCCCGGAUAAUCAGAGGAGCCAUCAGGCGUAUGAGAUGUCACGGGUAACGUUGGAGAGGGGGAAGGGGUUCCAGAUCGAAGGCGGCCAGAACUUGUGGACGCAGGUUCAUGUGCAUGACCUAAGCAAUGCCUUUCUAAGGCUUGUGGAAGAGGCUGUAAAGGGUGGCGGAGCGGCGACCUGGGGAGCCGAGGGGUACUACUUCACCGAAAGCGGGGAUUUCGUCUGGGGAGAUGUGGCGGCGGCGAUUGCGAAGGACGCGUACAAGAAGAAGCUAAUCAAGAGUGAAGAACUUGACAGUAUAUCCCCCAAAGAAGGAGAAUCGUUUUCUCCGCAUGGAUCCGCUAUCUGGGGGCAGAACUCGAGGGGCAGAGCUGUGAGAGCAAGGAAGCUCCUUGGGUGGGAACCGAAGGGGAAGUCUCUGUUUGACUUGAUCCCGUCUAUUGUUGAUGGAGAGGCGCGGAAGUUGGGGCUGACCACUGCCCAUGCUGCACAGGCUACCGGAUAAGCAAUAAUAAGGUGAUUGAAGGUAAUUGUUCUUUCAUCAUGUCAAGCACUUCAAGUCAAUGCGAGGAGGCAAAACAUAUCGAAAAUCAAAAGUUAUUCUCUAGGUUGUGGUACAAGGUCUCCUCGAAUCUAGGAAUCCGUUAUCUAAGAUGCCUAAAAAGCUCAAGAAGCCAG
This is a messenger RNA of Mytilinidion resinicola, 1376 nucleotides long. RefSeq names its product NAD(P)-binding protein. NCBI's taxonomy places the organism in Eukaryota, Fungi, Ascomycota, Dothideomycetes, Mytilinidiales, Mytilinidiaceae. Bases 154 to 1203 code for a protein of 349 amino acids. The transcript is spliced from 2 exons. The record is from RefSeq and is a predicted model, not a curated record.